AUGGCGGACAUCCAGCCCCCGCAGCAGCAGCGCGUGCGCAAGAGAAGGCGGCGCACGAUUGCCUGUUCGCAGUGCCGCAGCAGGAAACUGAAGUGUGACCGCGAGUAUCCGACGUGCGGCCGGUGCCUGAAGAGCAAAGCGCCCACCAAAUGCUCCUACGAAGAUGGCUUUCUGUGGCAGCAACCCAGCACGGUGGAUUCGUCUUUCCCCGACCGGACGCCUGCAGCCACUACAGCUGCGACACAGAUGCAGUUGGCCGAUCGGCCGGCUGCUGCCCACCCGACCCCAGACUCGGCGAUAAGCAAGCCGUCGGCUCGGCCUCAACUAACCAAUUCGACGACUGCACAUCCUGGCGAGGAAAAACGCGAUCGAUUCCUGGAAACCGUCCUGGGGGCGCCGAAAGCCGCGGUCAACCAGGAUUUCGUGAACGGUGCUGAACUCUUGCACCGCAACAGACAUCAUACUGCGAACUCCGACUCGCAGGCCGACUCGGUGCAGGACGAUGAGCCCCCGGUAUCACCAUCCCAGUCGCUGGAUCUUUCGCCUAGGAUCAUGAUGCGAGGGAAGGAUACCAAGACUCGCUUCAAUGGAUCCGGCAUAUUUGCGAACCUUAUUGCCCAGUUUCCGGAUCUCAGAUCGUUUGCAGAAGAAAUCCGGCUUUCUAGCCCUCACCUUUCAGCUCUUCGGUUCGACCUGACCAGGGUUACGAGGGGUCUCUGGAAAGUGAGAGUCCUGAACCAGCCUGUUCAAGACUUUAGUGCGGCGUCUUUAGUUUCCUUGCUUCCGUCUCGACAGGCUGUUGAUGAGUUGGUGAUUCUGUUCCUCACGCAUGUUGAGUCCAUACAUAGGAUCUUACACAUUCCCACAUUCCUCAAGGAAUUGGAUAUUUUCUGGGAGCAGAAAUCUAACCCUAGCCUUGUGUCCCCGGCAUUUGUGGUGCAGCUGCUCCUCGUCCUUGCGUGUGCGUGGAAUCUUGCAGAUUUCUCUACUCUGGAACUGAAGAAUGGAUCGAGCCUCAAGUGUUAUACUGCUAUAGAAUGGAUCAUGUAUGCGGACAAGUGGAUCGAGAACGCCCACAUCAAACGCUCAGAUAUCAUGGUCCUUCGACUGCAUGUGCUUCUGGUCACUGCGCAAAAGGCCCACGGGAUGUGUCGAAGCAAGGCAUGGCUCACCACAUCAAACCUUGUGAAACGGGCCAUGCUGGCCGGUUAUCAUCGGGACACCAGCAUGUAUACCAAGAUCUCACCGUUCAACCAGGAAAUGCGCAGGCGCAUAUGGACUACCAUCGUGGAACUGGACCUUCAGGUAUCCCUUGAGCGCGGCAUGGCACCAGCAGUACAAGAAUCGGACUAUGACACGGUGGCCCCCUUGAACGUAAACGACAUCGACCUCCACGAAACCAUGGAAGAGUUGCCUGCAGAGCGCCCACUAGAAGAAUUCACCGAUUGUUCCUUCCAGGCAGCCCUAUCGCAGUCGCUUCCAUUGCGGCUGAAAGCUUGUGCCUUGAUGCACUCGCCACGGAUCAGAUGUCGCUAUGAGGAUAUUCUCCGCUUAGAUUGGGAACUAAACCGGUAUAUGUCGAAAAUACCCAAUUGGCAGGUCCCCGAUCUUGGCAAUAUUCAAACAGCGGACAAAGUGACUUUAACAAAGUACAUGUUGGAGAACAAAAUCGGGCUUAGCCUUCUGUCCAUACACACCCCCUUUGCAAUCGAAGCGGCACGGGAGCCUCUCUUUGCUCCAUCUGCCAGGUCGCGGCUGGAGCUUGUGACUAUGAUUUUAUCGACUCAGAAACGACUUCAUGAGACAUCAAUGCCUCUCUCUCUCAGUAACCUCGGCGAUUGGACCGUGCAGGCUUAUUGCUCAGUCUGCCAAUUGCUACAUGAGUCAGCUUCUAUUCGUAGCACCAACUCCGUUUCUCUCAUUAAUACACUUCCUGGGAUACCAGAGUCCUUGAUAUCCUUGGUGGAGGUGGCUCGCGCCUGUAUGGAGACUCACCUCCUUUCGGUAAUCAAGGGCGCGAAGGAUUACUUCUUCAUGUCCACCAUUCUGGCACUGGCGAAGGCCAAAAUAUGGCCAGUGCAAGCAGCCGUCUACAAGCAAGAGGUGGUCCAACGUGUCAUCUUAUUUGCUCAGACACUUUUCACGCGCCACGCCAAUUGCGCCCACCUGGGAGAACUGGGGAUGGGGAGCUUCAAAACUAACCAGGUGCCUGGUUUGGAUAGUUUUCACGCAGUGCCUUCGCAGUUCAUGGCCGAACCUAGUGUCGCUCUGCCAGAUGACUUUGGGCUGAUGCCGCCUGGCGAUUUAGACCCUUUUAUGGAAGCGUUUGACUGGGGCGAUAUGACGGGGUUUGCUUUUGAAUAG
Messenger RNA from Aspergillus puulaauensis, 2364 nucleotides. Its product is annotated as putative C6 transcription factor. Lineage: Eukaryota; Fungi; Ascomycota; Eurotiomycetes; Eurotiales; Aspergillaceae. The transcript has 5 exons. Gene Ontology annotation, biological process: DNA-templated transcription; regulation of transcription by RNA polymerase II. The record is from RefSeq and is a predicted model, not a curated record. Gene Ontology annotation, cellular component: nucleus. The coding region runs from base 1 to 2364 and encodes 787 amino acids. Gene Ontology annotation, molecular function: RNA polymerase II cis-regulatory region sequence-specific DNA binding; zinc ion binding; DNA-binding transcription activator activity, RNA polymerase II-specific.